Molecule: messenger RNA, 298 nt
Organism: Pterocles gutturalis (yellow-throated sandgrouse)
Lineage: Eukaryota; Metazoa; Chordata; Aves; Pterocliformes; Pteroclidae
Gene: SGCG
Product: sarcoglycan, gamma (35kDa dystrophin-associated glycoprotein)
Exons: 2
Biological process (GO): cardiac muscle tissue development; heart contraction
Cellular component (GO): sarcoglycan complex; sarcolemma
Source: RefSeq, a predicted model, not a curated record
GCUGGAAUCACCAACUCGAUCUUUGAGCAUGGAUGCACCACGAGGAAUUAACAUCAAAGCGCAAGCUGGGAAUAUUGAAGCUCUUUCCCAGAUGGAUAUCAAACUACACAGCAGUGAUGGUGUGCUUUUGCUCGAUGCUGAAACUGUGCGACUGCCCAAAUUACCUGAGGGGACAAGGGGUGGAUCCAGUAUUUCUCAGGGGCUCUACGAAAUCUGCGUGUGUCCGGAUGGAAAGCUCUACUUGUCAGUGGCUGGCGUGGGCUCCACUUGCCAAGAAUACAGCCGCGUCUGCCAGUGA